AUGGCCAGCGCAUCUACACACUAUCCCCAUAGGGACUCUCACGACGACGAAUCAAUCCUUGAUGAUGAUGUGAUUGAUGCUGAUGACGCCAUCGAAGCCGAUGACCCAUUACACGAUACCUCGGACACGGCCCCGCUACGAGGCAACAUCCAGGCCGAAUCCUCGAGCUCCGCCGGUCGCAACCUGUCCGGUAAUUACCUGACGUCGUCGAUUCCCGGCGAGGACCGUCGCGCGACUCACAAUACUAUCGACGAGAGUGUCUGGGACACCCUCUCCCGCGACCUGCUGGCAGUCUGGGAGAAGCUGCGCCAGGUGCUGUGGCCGAAGUACCUGAUGGGUGGCAUGCUGCAGCGCGGAGGCGGCGGGAUCGGCGCCGCCGAACGUGGAGAGGCCACCGGGUUCGGGGGCGGCUUGAGGAACAUCGCGGGACGCUGGCCGGACGCCGAUAUGGUCCUUCAAGGGGGCAUGAGCGAGGGAUUGCGCGAUUGGGAUCUCUGGGGCCCGCUCAUCUUCUGCUUGCUGCUGAGUAUGUUUUUGGCUGUCCGCGCCAGUGACGACCAGUCGGAUUUGGUCUUCUCGGGAGUCUUCUCGAUCGUGUGGAUUGGUGAAGCGGUCGUGACUUUGCAGAUUAAGCUGCUCGGCGGAAAUAUCUCUUUCUUCCAGUCCGUGUGCAUCAUCGGUUACACCCUGUUCCCUCUCGUGAUCGCUGCCCUUCUGAGUGCCUUGGGUCUCCCGACAAUUGCCCGGAUACCGGUUUAUCUCGUUCUCAUCGCGUGGUCGUUGGCGGCCGGAGUGAGCAUCCUGGGCGGCUCGGGCGUGCUGCGGAACCGGGUCGGUAUUGCGGUAUACCCACUAAUUCCUAUCUUCUAUCUUCUACAUAUUCUACAGAGCAUAGCAAAUUGCCGAGCCGCAAAGCUGCGGGGCCGAGCGGUGACGGAGCCGAGCAAGUGGCCGUCCGACGACAACAAAGCAGCUUGUCGUCACCUCGUUUUGCUGGGCUUUGCUCUUGACUCUUUCUUCGCCCUCGUAACGCCCUCGCUUGCUUCAUCCCUUCCUCACCGCGAGGAAAUCGACCGACCGACCCGCCCAUCCCUCACAGUGUCGCCUGGUCAACACCACACAGUUUCUGCGUGCUUCUUGAGGGGAAAGCCAACUUCCCGGAGAUCCGAUCCGUCUGGAGAUCUCCUCCUCAGCGAGACUCCUCUAGACCACGGACAAGACCUGGUGGUCCCCCGUCCCGGCCGUGUUUUGACUCGAUUACGUUACGACUCCGGCUGCGAUCUCAAUUUUGACAUGGCGUCUGAAUUACGUAAAGAUCCUGGUCUGGAAGGUGAUGUUCAUAAAGGAUCCACAGAUCCUCAAGUGACAACCGCCGAAGACUCCCAAGCUUCCGAUAACGAGGGCGGCGAGCGUCCCGUGCGCAACAAACUAAAGGAAACAUCUAUCACGUCCGUUCCUGCCCCCGAAUCCUCCUCGACCGAACAACCACAACCGCAAGAAGGAACGCUCAGCCGUGAUAGCAGCCGAGGUCGCAAGCGAUCAUUCGACGACGGCGAGGCAGAGAAAAGUGACGGUGAGAACGGCGACGACGACGAAAUGGACGACGCUGGACACAGACGGAAGAGGUCGCGUGAUUCGAGCUAUGAAGAAGCAAACGCCGCUUUGUCGAAAUCUGAAGAUGGUCAACAGCUGGGAGGGUUGAAGGAUGCGGAGGCCCUCUCGCGCAAGAUCUUGAGUCCUAAGAAGAAGAGGAGCAGGGAUCAGUUGGAUAAGGAUGAGACGAAGGCUGAAGACAGCGCUAAGGAAACCGAGAGUAAGACUGCUGCUGCUGCGGAGAACGGUGCACCGACGGAGACGUCUGCGGCUGAAGGUGAGCCGGAGAAAAAGAGACAUCGGGAUGCUUCGCAGGAACGAGAGAAGGCCCCCGUCACGAGCGCAUUCGCCAACGCCUCCACCGUCUCUCCCUUUGGGUCGCUGGGUGCUUCACAAGCAAAGAAGGAAGAAGAAUCGAAGCCCGCCGCCACCACGUCCUCGUCUGCCUUUGCCUCAUCAACCCUAGCCGCCUUCUCUGGCUCGGAGCAAUCGCCUUUCGGCUCGCUAGGAAGCUCGACGCCGUCUGUCUUCAAGUCGUCGGAAACUGCGGCCACGAAACCCGCCGCCACUGGAUUCGCCGCCGCCGCCGGCUCUUCGGGCUUCUCUGCCCUGGGGUCUGGGUUUUCGGGAUUCAGCGGAGGCUUUGGGGCAACGCAGCCCAAAGCAGGUCUCACCAGUUUCGCCUCGCCGUCGGCCACGAGUGCUCUCAGUGGUUCCAGCAAGGACAAGCCAUUCGGGGCUCCCGCCGACGAGGAAGAAGAGGAGGACAACAAAGAGGAGAGUGUCGAUAGUGGUCCGGGUGAAUUCGAGCAAGAUAAGACCGACGAGCGGUUUUUCGAAAGGCCGAUCGAGACCGGCGAAGAAGAGGAGAAGACGUACUUCUCCUGCAAAGCCAAACUCUUCCAGUUCUCUGACAAGGAGUGGCGCGAGCGCGGAAUCGGCACCUUCAAGGUCAACGUCAAGGUCACGGACGGCAAGGAGGACAAGAAAUCCACUCGACUGAUUAUGCGCGCCGACGGUGUAGGACGGGUGAUGCUGAACACCCCCAUCUUCAAAGGCAUGACGGUUGGCGACGCCGCAGGCAACGAGCCGAGCUCGAAACAGAUCAAUCUGGCCAGUCUGGAGAGCGGUCGUUCGGUCCCCAUACUGCUGCGGACCGGACACGAAGAUCACGCCAAGGAGCUUUAUCAGGUCGUUUGCGACCUCCUCAAUGAACAAUGA
Molecule: messenger RNA, 2814 nt
Organism: Aspergillus affinis
Lineage: Eukaryota; Fungi; Ascomycota; Eurotiomycetes; Eurotiales; Aspergillaceae
Exons: 13
Coding region: 1-2814 (937 amino acids)
Biological process (GO): endoplasmic reticulum to Golgi vesicle-mediated transport
Cellular component (GO): trans-Golgi network; membrane
Source: RefSeq, a predicted model, not a curated record